Molecule: messenger RNA, 1501 nt
Organism: Leucoraja erinaceus (little skate)
Lineage: Eukaryota; Metazoa; Chordata; Chondrichthyes; Rajiformes; Rajidae
Gene: st13
Product: ST13 Hsp70 interacting protein
Exons: 12
Coding region: 70-1179 (369 amino acids)
Molecular function (GO): protein dimerization activity; Hsp70 protein binding
Source: RefSeq, a predicted model, not a curated record
CUGCCGCGAGCGACUGGCGCGCGUGCGCGGGGAGAGGGGGAGGAGGCCAAGCUGCAGCAACGGAGCACGAUGGACGCGCAGAAACUCCGCGAUCUCAGCGCCUUCGUGCAGCACUGCAAAAGCAGCCCGACCGUGCUGCACAUGGGCGAGCUGCGCUUCUUCAAGGAGUGGCUGGAGAGUAUGGGAGCAACUGUACCUCCUCCAGCAGAACACCCGAAAUUCCCGGAUGCACCAAAGAAAACAAAUACAGAAGCGAAGGAACCGCCAGUUUCAUCUCCAGAGCAAGCUUCAGAAAGCCAGGAGAGUGAACUUGAGAUUGACGAUGAAGGUGUGAUUGAGGGAGAUCCUGAAGAACCUAUUGAAAUGGGAGAUGACAGUAUUGAGGUGACUGAGGAAUUAAUGGAUCAGGCAAAUGAGAAGAAAGCCGAAGCCAUCAAUGCUUUGGGAGAAGGGGAUCUUGAAAAGGCACUUGAACACUUCACAGAAGCCAUUAAGUUGAACCCACGCCUGGCCAUUCUUUAUGCUAAGCGAGCCAGCGUGUAUGUGAAAAUGCAGAAGCCCAACGCAGCCAUUCGGGACUGUGACAAAGCAAUCAGCAUCAACCCUGAUUCAGCGCAGCCUUACAAGUGGAGGGGAAAAGCACACAGGCUACUUGGUCACUGGGAGAAAGCAGCGCUGGAUUUGGCAAUGGCCUGUAAAUUGGAUUACGAUGAUGAUACUAGUGCCCUGCUGAAGGAGGUACAACCUCGAGCUCAAAAAAUAAUGGAGCACAGAAGAAAAUACGAAAGGAAAUCUGAAGAGAAAGCUCUCAAGGAGAGAAUGGAGCGUGGAAAAAAAGCAAAGGAGGAGCAUGAGAAAGCGCGCAAAGAGGAGGAGACUCGUCGUGCAGGAGCCACGGGCUUUGGUGGUUUCCCAGGUGCACCUGGUGGUUUUCCGGGAGGAAUGCCCGGAAUGGGAGGAAUGCCCGGAAUGGGGGGAAUGCCUGGAAUGGGGGGAAUGCCUGGCCUGAAUGAUCUACUUGGUGAUCCAGAGGUGCUGGCAGCGAUGCAGGAUCCUGAGAUAAUGGCGGCAUUCCAAGACGUGGCCCAGAACCCAGCCAACAUCUCAAAAUAUCAGAACAACCCGAAAGUGAUGAACUUCGUUGGAAAGCUUUCAACUAAGUUUGGUGCCAAACCUUGAAGGGCAGAAUAUUCCGACUAACAUCCUCACUACAACCCUUGCACCCUGCCACUGUGCACUACCCGUGUAUCUACAAACCUCCUUCAGAGUAGUAGUCAGACUAUUUUUUAGUCUCUUUUUAUUACAAAUUGAUUUUAUUUUGGGUGGGGAAAAUUAAAGAGUCUAAGGAAAAAGUGCUCUUGCGCAGAAAAUCUUGUGCUACUUAUUGUCUGCAGUGGCCCAGAUCUGUAAACAGGGGCAUUUGUGUUUUUAUUUUUUGUUCCUAUUUUAGCACAACGAUUAAUGCUAAAAAAUAAAUGGAUUAAAAUUGCAGAGCAGAAAA